Mycosarcoma maydis (corn smut) is the source of this 312-nucleotide messenger RNA. RefSeq lists its product as uncharacterized. The transcript has a single exon. The coding region runs from base 1 to 312 and encodes 103 amino acids. The record is from RefSeq and is a predicted model, not a curated record. NCBI's taxonomy places the organism in Eukaryota, Fungi, Basidiomycota, Ustilaginomycetes, Ustilaginales.
AUGCUUGCCUACUUGCACGAACGACGUAUGUGCGCUGUUGCUGCGCGACUACGCACUGGAGCUCUGGCACGCGUCUUGCAACCGCGAGAUUGCGGAGAGGCUGAUUCAGCUGAUUUUGCGCGGCGCCAUGGAGCGGAGCGUCACGGUGGAUACGGCUACCACCGCUUGCACCGGUGUGGGGUCGAUGCGACCACAGCCGUGGCGUCGAUGAGCAGUACCGCCAAGCUCGCGAUCUCGCGGUCGCAGCGACGACGAUCCACCUCUGGUUCGGCCGAGACUCGCCGAAGCGGCGGCGCUGCGGAUGCGCGCUGA